CCUAUAAGGUGUCAGGACGUGGCGGUGUAUUUCUCCAUGGAGGAGUGGGAGUAUGUAGAAGGACACAAGGAUCAGUACAAGGAUCAGGUGAUGAUGGAGGAUCAGCAGCCCCUCACAUCAGCAGUCAGAUCCAGUAAGAGAACAGCAGCAGAGAGGUGUCCCCGUCCUCUUCUUCCACAGGAUCAGGAUCAGGGUGAAGAUCUGAUUUAUAAUAAUGCUACACAUGUAAAGGAAGAAGAAGAGACAGAUGUGAGCAGUGAUGAGCAGUAUCAGGAGGACAUUCCUACAGGGAAAUAUCUAAGCUAUAUUAAUACUACAGACAUAAACAAAGAAGAAGAGACAGAUGUGAACAGUGAUGAGCAGUAUAAGGGGGACAUUCCUACAGGGAGAGAUCUGAUCUAUGUUAAUGCUACAGACAUAAAGGAAGAAGAGACAGAUGUGAGCAGUGAUGAGCAGUAUAAGGAGGACAUUCCUACAGGUAACCGCCCAGAUGACUGUACCGGGAGAUCCGAGGAGAAUCUUAUAUCUUCAGAUUAUAAAGCAGAUGAUGAUAUCACACAAGAUACAUAUGAAGAACAUUCCAUUAUCCCAGAUACACCCUCAGCCCUUCACAGCCAAGAUCUCUCAUCUCAUCCUGUUAUACCCAUCAUGUCGUCUGAUUCUAACGAUAUUGAUCAUAUCCCACAAGAUACCUGUGAAGAUGAUUCCAUUAUCCUAGAUACACCCUCAGCCCUUCACAGCCAAGAUCUGUCAUCUCAUCCUGUUAUACCCGUCCUGUCUACUGAUCCAUCACAGGCUGGUAAACAGAGAAAAAGCCAAAGAAGUGUUGUUAUACAUCGAAAAGCUUAUACAGAAAUGGAGCCAUUUUCAUGUUUAGAAUGUAGGAAAUGUUUUAAUUACAAAUCAGGACUAGUUGAACAUCAGAGAACUCACACAUUAGAGAAGCCAUUUUUAUGCCCAGAAUGUGGGAAAUGUUUUACUCAAAAAUUUAAUCUUGUUAAACAUCAACGAUCGCACACAGUCCUAAAGGCCCUGAUCUUUGGCGACCGGGAAAGAGCAGGCCAGAGUUACCAAGGAACUGAAGUUAUAAGUGCCACGAUCGUCCCAGGCCAGCACUUUCCAGGUGAGGUCCCCCACACUGGAAAGAAGGGACGAUCCCAGAAAAGAUGCAGAGUGUGUUACAAGAGGGGGAUACGGAAGAACACCACCUCUCAAUGUGACACUUGCCCCGAUAAUCCGGGCCUCUGCAUUAAAAACUGCUUCAGGGAGUAUCACACUUCCAUGCAGUACUAAAUUUUCCCUUUUCAUUUUAACUUCCCAUAAUUUGACCCCAAUGUACCAAGUCCAGAGUACAUUCCAAGUUUUAACCCCAUAAGCCACUAAAUUGCUGAAAAACCUAUUUUAUAAAUAAAUAAAUAACACCUCUGGGGGUAUUUUUUUUCCAAAAAUGGGUCAUGGUUCACUGAGUCACUAUCAUCGGGGACUUUUUAUGUUGCCUCAAAUACACGUCACAUUCCCAGAACGAUGACUCAGAGCAUAGGGUUUGGGGUGGGCAUAUUUUUUAGUUUUGGUUAUGCUCUGGGUCAUCAUUCUGGGAACAUAACCUAUUUUUUCAUUUUAUGGCCCACUGUACCCCACUUUAUUAACUCUGUGUACCCCAUGUAACGCUCCUUGAGGGGGGUCCCGCUGUUCUGGCUCCAUAGUAGCUCAGUAAAUGCUCAAGGCCCCUGACUGUGCUCCUGCUCUUCCAAGACCUGGUGUGCACCCGCAGAGCUGUUUACGUGAAUAUAUGAGGUAUGUUCUUACUCCAAAGAAAUGUAUUUACAAAUUUACGGUGACAUUUUCUCCUAUUACCUCUUGUGAAAAUGAAAAAUUUGGGGCAACCCCGGUAUUUUAAUGUAAAAAAUAAAAUGUUUCCUUUUCUCAUCCCACUUUAAUGAACAUUUAUCAAACACCUGUGGGGUGUUAAGGCUCUUUUUUGCCCUUGUUAUGUUCCUUUAGGGGUGUAGUUUCUAAAAUGGUAUGCCAUGUGUUUUUUUUUUUGCUGUUCUUGCACCAUAGAGGCUUCCUAAAUGUGACAUGCCCCCCAAAAACCAUUUCAGAAAAAUUCACUCUCCAAAAUCCUCUUGUCGCUCCUUCCCUUCUGAGCCCUCUAGUGCACCAGCCGAACACUUGACAUACACAUAUGAGGUAUUUCCAUACUGGAGAGAUAUUGGGUUACAGAUUUUGGGGGGGAUUUCUCUCCUUUUACCCCUUGUAAAAAUUCAAAAGCUGGGUUUACAAGAACAUGCGAGUGUAAAAAAUGAAGUUUUUGAAUUUUCUCCUUAAUUUUGCUGCUAUUCCUGUAAAACACCUAAAGGGUUAACACACUUUCCGAAUGUCAUUUUGAAUACUUUGAGGGGUGCAGUUUCAUAAUGGGGUCAUUUUUGGGGUAUUUCUAAUAUGAAGGCCCUUCAAAUCCACUUCAAAACUGAACUUGGCCCUGAAAAAUUCUGAUUUUGAAAAUGUGAAAAAUUGGAAAAUUGCUGCUGAACUUUGAAGCCCUCUGGUGUCUUCCAAAAGUGAAAACAUGUCAACUUUAUGAUGCAAAUAUAAAGUAGACACAUUGUAUAUGUGAAUCAAUAUAUCAUUUAUUUGGGAUAUCCAUUUUCCUUACAAGCAGAGAGCUUCAAAGUUAGAAAAAUGCUAAAUUUUCUAAUUUUCCAUGAAAUUUUGGAAUUUUUCACCAAGAAAUGAUGCAAGUAUUGGCGAAAAUUUACCACUAUGUUAAAGUAGAAUAUGUAAUGAAAAAACAUUCUCUGAAUCAAAUUCAUAAGUAAAAGUAUCCCAGAGUUAUUAAUGCUUAAUAUGGCAGUGGUCAGAUGUGCAAAAAAUGCUCUGGUCCUUAAGGUGAAAAUGGGCUUGGUCCUUAAGGGGUUAAAAAUGUCACUAGGGGUCUCUGUCUUUUUAAUUUUUACAGUAUUGGGGGGGCUGGGUUAGGAUGGGAAAUUAGAAAGAAUUAUAUUUUAAAAAUGUUUGUAAUGUUAUAAAAUGAAAUGUAUUAAUAAACAUAGUUUGGUAGCCACCAUCAGCUCCAGGAAAGGUGCAUUUAUAC
Molecule: messenger RNA, 3094 nt
Organism: Hyla sarda
Lineage: Eukaryota; Metazoa; Chordata; Amphibia; Anura; Hylidae
Product: oocyte zinc finger protein XlCOF7.1-like
Exons: 4
Coding region: 37-1293 (418 amino acids)
Biological process (GO): regulation of transcription by RNA polymerase II
Molecular function (GO): RNA polymerase II cis-regulatory region sequence-specific DNA binding; DNA-binding transcription factor activity
Source: RefSeq, a predicted model, not a curated record